Lachancea thermotolerans CBS 6340 is the source of this 1764-nucleotide messenger RNA. It is a transcript of the gene PAB1, whose product is annotated as polyadenylate-binding protein. NCBI's taxonomy places the organism in Eukaryota, Fungi, Ascomycota, Saccharomycetes, Saccharomycetales, Saccharomycetaceae. The transcript has a single exon. The record is from RefSeq and is a predicted model, not a curated record. Gene Ontology annotation, cellular component: ribonucleoprotein complex. The coding region runs from base 1 to 1764 and encodes 587 amino acids. Gene Ontology annotation, molecular function: RNA binding.
AUGUCUGAUGUUACUGAUAAGACCGCUGAACAGCUGGAACAGCUAAAGAUCCAGGAUGAGCCUCAAACUGAGCCCACCUCGGCCGAGUCCGAGUCUAGCAAGGUUGAGUCCUCGUCUGCGUCUCUAUACGUGGGAGAGCUAGACCCAAGCGUUACUGAAGCGUUGUUGUACGACCUUUUCUCGCCAAUCGGCUCCGUAUCCUCGAUUCGUGUGUGCCGCGAUGCGAUCACCAAGACUUCGUUGGGCUACGCUUACGUCAACUUCCACGACCACAACGCUGGCAGAACCGCCAUUGAGAAGCUGAACUACACUCCAAUCAAGGGUAGACCUUGCCGUAUCAUGUGGUCCCAGCGUGACCCAUCUCUCAGAAAGAAGGGCUCUGGCAAUGUUUUCAUCAAGAACUUGCACCCUGCCAUCGACAACAAGGCUUUGCACGACACUUUCUCUGUCUUCGGUAACAUUCUGUCUUGUAAAAUUGCUACCGAUGAGACUGGUAAAUCCAGAAAGUUUGGUUUCGUGCACUUCGAGGAGGAGGAAGCCGCUAAGGAGGCCAUUGACGCCAUCAACGGUAUGUUGUUGAACGGCUUGGAGGUCUACGUUGCUCCUCACGUAUCUAAGAAGGACCGUCAAUCUAAGCUGGACGAGGUUAAGUCGAACUUCACCAAUGUCUACGUGAAGAACAUCGACUCUGAAACCACUCAGGAGGAAUUCGAAAAAAUGUUCUCCAAUUACGGUGCCAUCACCUCCGCUGUUCUCGAGAGAGACAACGAGGGCAAGCUAAGAGGCUUCGGUUUCGUUAACUUUGAAGACCACAACGCUGCUUUGAAGGCCUGCGAGGAGUUGAACGACACUGACUUCAAGGGCCAAAAGCUUUACGUUGGCCGUGCUCAGAAGAAGUACGAGCGUCUACAAGAGCUGAAAAAGCAAUACGAGUCUUCUAGAAUGGAGAAAUUGGCCAAGUACCAAGGUGUUAACUUGUUCGUCAAGAACUUGGACGACUCCGUCGAUGACCAAAAGUUGGAGGAGGAAUUUGCUCCUUUUGGCACAAUCACUUCCGUGAAAGUCAUGAGAGAUGAGGCUGGUAACUCCAAGGGCUUUGGCUUCGUAUGCUUCUCUACCCCAGAGGAAGCCACCAAGGCUAUCACUGAGAAGAACCAGCAGAUUGUUGCUGGCAAGCCACUAUACGUCGCUAUUGCCCAGAGAAAGGAAGUGAGACGCUCCCAACUCGCUCAGCAGAUCCAGGCCAGAAACCAGAUGAGAUACCAGCAGGCUACUGCUGCCGCCGCUGCCGCCGCUGGCAUGCCUGGCCAGUUCAUGCAGCCAAUGUUCUACGGCGUCAUGCCCCCAAGAGGCGUUCCUUUCAACGGGCCAAACCCUCAACAGAUGGCUGCUAUGAACGGCAUCCCAAAGAACGGUGUCCCUCCUCAGCAGUUCGGUAGACCAGCUGGCCCGAUGUACGGUGUCCCUCCACAAGGUCCUCAGGGCGCUUUCCCAAGAAACGGUAACCAAUUUUUCCACCAAAAGCAAAGACAGGCUCUAGGUGAGCAGCUGUACAAGAGAGUCUCCGCCAAGACCCAAGAUGAGGAAGCCGCUGGUAAGAUCACCGGUAUGAUCUUAGACCUGCCACCUCAGGAAGUUGUGCCAUUGUUGGAGAACGAUGAGUUGUUUGAGCAGCACUUCAAGGAAGCCUUCGCUGCCUAUGAUUCUUUUAAGAAGGACCAAGACGCUCAAGCUCAAGCCGAGCCAGCUACUGAACAAGCUUAA